Messenger RNA from Daucus carota subsp. sativus, 2634 nucleotides. RefSeq names its product long chain acyl-CoA synthetase 9, chloroplastic. The coding region runs from base 254 to 2338 and encodes 694 amino acids. Gene Ontology annotation, molecular function: long-chain fatty acid-CoA ligase activity. Gene Ontology annotation, cellular component: membrane; endoplasmic reticulum. The record is from RefSeq and is a predicted model, not a curated record. NCBI's taxonomy places the organism in Eukaryota, Viridiplantae, Streptophyta, Magnoliopsida, Apiales, Apiaceae. The transcript has 12 exons.
UAGGGAGGGCCAGUCCAAGAAUUUAUUUGUUCAUUCUACAAAAAAAUAAAAAUUCAUUUCUGAGACUACAAGGCAUGUAUGUUGUUGAUUCUGCCGGCAGAGUAGGAUAUCCCUCACAAUCCACACUAUGUAAUACUUUAACAUUUUACUGUCACUUUUAUCCUACCACAACUCAGAUGCCAUACAUUUUCAUAGAAUUCUACUGGAUACUGAUAUGCAUGUUUCUUGAAAUCAAAUAUCAUAGUUUGUCGACAUGGGUCCUUAUCUGGUUGGUGUCGUUGUUCCUAUUGUAUUGGCUCUUCUCCUUCACAGCUCCAAGAAAGGGAAAAAGCGGGGUUUGCCUGUUGAUGUUGGGGGUCAACCUGGCUUUGCUAUCCGAAACAGUCGUUUUACUUCUCCAUCAGAAUCAUCACAGGCAGGUAUUUCAACACUUGCAGAACUCUUUGAGCAAUCAUGCAAGAAGCACCAUGACAAGAAAUUUCUUGGGACCCGGAGACUUAUUUCAAGUGAAAUAGAAGUUUCUGAGGAUGGAAGAUCAUUGGAGAAACUUCAUUUGGGUGAUUAUGAGUGGUUAAGCUAUUGCAAAGCAUUUGAAACUGUCUGCAAUUUUGCUUCUGGUUUGGUACAGCUCGGCCAUAACAAGGAACGACUAGCCAUCUUUGCUGAUACACAAGAAAAAUGGAUGAUCGCGUUGCAGGGUUGCUUCAGAAACAAUGUAACAGUUGUGACCAUAUAUGCAUCUUUAGGAGAAGAAGCUCUACGUCAUUCAUUAAAUGAGACAGAAGUGACAACUGUGGUCUGUGGAAAACGAGAACUAGAUAAGCUUCUAGAUGUCUCUGGACAACUUACCACAGUUAAACGUGUAAUAUGCAUGGAUGAUGAAAUCUCAGCACAUAAGUCGACGAUUCAGAGCUAUUGGACAAUUACAUCCUUUUCUAACGUCGAAAGACUUGGCAGAGAUAAGCCUGUCACCGCUAAUUUACCUGUUUCAACUGACAUCGCUGUUAUAAUGUAUACAAGUGGUAGUACUGGUUUGCCUAAGGGUGUAAUGGUGACACAUGGCAAUAUUUUAUCUGCGGUUUAUGGUUUCAUGAAGAUUGUUCCUGACAUCGGAAGCAAGGACACACAUUUAGCGUACCUUCCUCUGGCGCAUAUUCUUGAACUAGCAGCUGAAAAUAUUGUAGUUGCAGCUGGAUGCUCAAUAGGAUAUGGAUCUCCAUUGACUCUAACAGAUACAUCAAACAAGAUUAAGAGUGGGACAAAGGGGGAUGUCUCCGCGUUAAGGCCAACUCUAAUGCCAGCCGUUCCAGCAAUUCUUGAUCGUAUCAGGGAUGGUGUGUGGAAAAAGGUAGAUGCAACAGGCGGGCUACCAAAGAAACUGUUUGAUUUGGCAUAUGCUCGUCGACUGGCUGCCAUAAAUGGCAGUUGGUUCGGUGCUUGGGGUUUAGAAAGUCUGUUUUGGAACUUCCUCAUCUUCAGAAAGAUUAGGAAAAUUUUAGGAGGCCGUGUUCGUUUUAUGCUGUCUGGAGGUGCUCCUCUUUCUGGAAAUACUCAAAGAUUUACCAACAUCUGCCUCGGUGUCCCGGUAGUUCAAGGUUAUGGGCUCACCGAGACAUGUGCUGCUGCAACUUUCUCCGAGCAUGAUGAUACAUCCAUUGGUCGUGUUGGACCUCCACUUUCUUGCGCCAUCAUCAAGUUGAUAGAUUGGCCUGAAGGCGGCUAUUUGGCGAAUGAUUCUCCAAUGCCUCGGGGAGAAAUAGUUGUUGGAGGGCCACAUGUUAGUGUUGGUUAUUUCAAAAACGAUGAGAAAACAAAGGAAGUGUACAAGGUUGAUGACAGGGGAAUGAGGUGGUUCUACACAGGCGACAUAGGGCGGUUUCAUGAUGAUGGCUGCCUUGAGAUAAUUGAUCGCAAAAAAGAUAUUGUGAAACUUCAGCAUGGUGAAUAUGUCUCAUUAGGAAAGGUUGAGGCUGCUCUUGUUAUUAGCCCUUAUGUUGAGAUCAUUGUGUUGCACGCUGAUCCUUAUCGCGACCAUUGUGUGGCUUUAGUGGUGGUUUGCCGGCCAGCAUUGGAGGAUUGGGCGUUAAGUCAGGGCAUCAAAUAUGUGAGUUUCUCAGAUUUAUGCUUCAAGGAAGAUGCAGUUAAGGAAGUUCUUGGAUCUCUCAGAAAGGCAGGAAAAGAGGCAAAACUGGAGAAAUUUGAAAUCCCAACAAAGAUCAAGUUGCUUUCUGAAAUGUGGAACCUAGAAUCAGGACUUGUUACUGCAGCUCUUAAGAUAAAAAGAGAUGCAAUCAGGAAAACAUUCGCAGCUGAACUUGCGCAACUAUAUUCGCCAUAAGUAAUCCAUAUGACAUUUCAUUAUGUCUGUCCUAAAUUUCAGUUUACUGGGAUAAUUACAAGGAACUCGGUACAAUUAUGCAAGUCCCUAAAUACACAAUUAUUGGUAUUUUCUCAUGAAUUAUAUAGGUUUGUUAACAUAUAUUACUGUAUAUCUCCUGCUUUGAUUAUUUAUUCAGUUUAGCCACAUGGCGAUUUAUAGUUUUUGCUGCUCAUUCAUCCCAACUAACAAUUGUUCGGAUGUUCAGGGCUCAUAAUUAAGAGAAUAAACAAAUUAAACUUUAAUUGUUGGGUUAA